AUGCAGACCUUUCUAAAUAUUUUUCUGGGAUUCUUUAUCUUUGAGUCUGUUGGAGCUGCACCUGUAACUGAUAAUAUAAUUUAUGAUUCCGAGUUCUAUGACAUACCAAUUGGAGAGAUGCCUCAGGCAUUUGUCUAUGAUGAAAAUGAGCAGUCUGACCAAUUAGAGAUAGAGACUGGGACAGCACUACCUUCUAUAAUUCAAGAGAAUUAUUAUUCUGCACCAUUGAGUGAUGAACUUGAAGAGGAAGCAUCAACACCAAAAUUAAUUGAUGGGUCUUCAGCACAGGGGUCUGGGGUUCUUGGACCCCAAACUCAAGAUGGCCUUCCUACUUGCCUUUUGUGUACAUGCCUAGGAACGACAGUCUACUGUGAUGAUCGUGAACUUUAUGCUGUUCCACCAUUGCCUAAGAAAACCAUGUAUUUCUACUCACGCUACAACAGAAUCAGAAAGAUCAACAGAAAUGACUUUGCUAACUUAAACAAUUUAAAGAGGAUUGAUUUGUCUGCAAACUUUAUAUCAGAGAUUCAUGAAGAUGCCUUCUGGAGGUUGCCCCAACUUCAGGAGUUGGUGCUUCGUGAUAAUAGGAUAAGGAGACUCCCUGAAUUACCAUUUACCUUAACAUUCAUUGACGUUAGUAAGAACAGACUUGGUCGCAAAGGAAUACGUAAUGAGGCAUUUAAAGAUCUACAUGAACUGCAGCAUCUUUACAUCACUGACAAUAACCUGGAUCACAUUCCACUGCCCCUCCCUGAAAGCCUCCAAGCUCUUCAUCUUCAGAACAACAACAUUCAAGAGAUGCAUGAAGACACUUUCUGCAAAAUUAAAGAUUUUACUUAUGUACGUAGGGCUCUUGAAGACAUCAGACUGGAUGGUAAUCCCAUCAACCUGAGCAGAACCCCUUAUGCAUACAUGUGUCUACCCCGUUUGCCAGUUGGCAACCUCAUUUAAGCUUUGACAGAAGCCAAUAUUGUAAACUAUAAGAAUUUUUAAAGAAAAAUUAUUAGCUCACUGAUACACAAAGGAAGAUGUUUUUUUUCCAAAUUUCAUUAAUUUAGUAAAUAUUUCUAUUAAUAAUGAAAUCAAUUACUGAGAUAUAAAGAAUAAUAUUAAAUGCUUAAAGACAGCUCCAUUAUCUACCCAACUGCA
Molecule: messenger RNA, 1149 nt
Organism: Pezoporus occidentalis (night parrot)
Lineage: Eukaryota; Metazoa; Chordata; Aves; Psittaciformes; Psittacidae
Gene: EPYC
Product: epiphycan
Exons: 6
Coding region: 1-951 (316 amino acids)
Biological process (GO): bone development; articular cartilage development
Cellular component (GO): extracellular matrix
Molecular function (GO): protein binding
Source: RefSeq, a predicted model, not a curated record